Molecule: messenger RNA, 3040 nt
Organism: Sinocyclocheilus grahami
Lineage: Eukaryota; Metazoa; Chordata; Actinopteri; Cypriniformes; Cyprinidae
Gene: esyt3
Product: extended synaptotagmin-like protein 3
Exons: 23
Coding region: 446-3001 (851 amino acids)
Biological process (GO): lipid transport
Cellular component (GO): endoplasmic reticulum membrane
Molecular function (GO): calcium-dependent phospholipid binding; phosphatidylcholine binding; phosphatidylethanolamine binding
Source: RefSeq, a predicted model, not a curated record
UCGGCUACUUCCAUGAACAGAUCGCUUUCAAUUUGCAAUCAUUUGGUUUCGAGGCAGAUCCCGUCUGUCAACUAACUGCACUAAUGUGCUAUUUCUCACACAUAGAAAAGGGUGGAAUUUAGGCGUGUCUACUUCGAGGUUGGCAGGUAAAAACCCAAUGGAUGGGAAACACGGAAGUUCGCAAAAACUGCCAGCUCCUCCACAAUCACAGUUGGUUUAAUGGAGAUGAAUUAAACACGACGGGUCACAGGGGAUGCUGAGAGCCUCACGGUAAACGUUUUGUUCACCCUUUCGAUCUGAUGGUUGGAUUUGAUUGCUCGGAUAGCCUGGAAAACCAACCCCAGCACAAAGAUCGACAGGCGAUGCAUCGUCUCUGAUGUGAAUUCAGACUUCUACUACGUAUCUACUUCAACGUUUAAAUCAAUAACCAGGUUCCAGAGUCACAAUGAGUGCUGCAGUCAGUGGGGGUCAAGAGCCCUCCAUCUCUACUGGAAAUCCAGGACUCAGUGCAAAGGAUGUCAACCAGUUGGUCAUGGAGUUCAUGAUGUUCAUGAUGAGAGCGAUUGUCCUGUGCUAUCCUGUAUACCUGACCGGCUCGCUUGGACUCAGCAUCAGCUGGAUUCUCCUGAGCAUGCUGAUGUGGACCAUGUGGAAAAACAACCGCAGGUGGAAAGAUCAGAGGAUCGACACAGCAAUUGACUUUUUGGAAAACGAGAAGGACGUGAUCAGCACUGAACUCAAAGCCAUGAACAUGCCAGCUUGGAUUCACUUUGCAGAUGUUGAGAAGGCUGCUUGGAUCAACAAGAUUCUUCAGCAAGCAUGGCCGUUCUUUGGCAUGUACAUGGAAAAGCUUCUCAUUGAAAACAUUCAGCCAUCUGUAAGAUCGUCCAGCCCCCAUCUGAAGACCUUCACCUUUACUAAAGUUCACAUGGGACAGAAGGCUCCAACUAUUACAGGGGUACGGGUGUACACGCAUGAGCUGGAAACAAGAGAGGUCAUCCUUGACUUCAACAUUACUUAUGAAGCUGAUGUAGACAUUGAUGCAGAUGUUAAACCAGCCAUCAAAGUUGGAGUCAAAGGCCUUCAGCUUCAGGGAAUGCUACGAGUAAUUCUCGAGCCUCUGAUUGGCCAGGCACCUCUUGUAGGUGGAGUCACCAUGUUCUUCAUUCGUCGUCCCGCUCUGCAAGUCAAUUGGACUGGAAUGACCAACCUUUUGGAUGGUCCAGGACUAAGUCAUCUGUCAGAAUCAGCCAUUGUGGAUAUCAUCGCCUCUCUCAUGGUUCUGCCCAAUCGCAUGUGCUUCCCUUUGAUUGAUCAGGUCAAGGUUGAUCAAAUGAAGUUUCCUCUUCCUCGAGGAGUUGUACGGGUCCAUGUUUUGGAGGCCCGGGAUCUUGUAGCCAAAGACACGUACAUGAUGGGCCUCGUAAAGGGCAAGUCAGAUCCAUAUACUGUGCUGAGGGUCGGAAACCAGCAAUUCAAAACAAAGACCAUCAAAGAAACUUUGAAUCCACGCUGGAAGGAAGUUUAUGAGUUUGUCAUUCAUGAAGCUCCUGGGCAAGAGUUGGAGGUGAAACUUUAUGACGAAGACACAGAUGCCGAUGACUUUUUGGGCAGGUUUAGUCUGGAUUGUGGGGAUGUGAAAAAAGACCGAGAGAUAGAUGAGUGGUUCACCCUGGAGGACAUAGAGACUGGUCAGAUACAUAUGAAAUUGCAAUGGUUUUCUUUGCACACAAACCCAGCACUACUGCAGGAGACCAGUGAUGGGCUCGCUUGUGCCAUGUUGGCAGUAUACCUGGACAGUGCCUCUAAUCUGCCUAAAGACCACCGUGAAUUUACCCAUAAUGAAAAGCAUGGAAAACCACCCAAAGAAGCUCGGCUUACCAGAAGAACUAAUGAUCCCAACUCAUAUGUGGAGUUUUCCAUUGAUCAGCAAAGUAAAAAAAGCAAGGUUGUGUUUGCCUCAAAAGACCCAACUUAUGAUGAAUGCUUCACAUUCUUUGUGCACAGUGUGAAUAACCAAGUGUUGAAUGUUGAGGUAAAAGAACACGAGAAGAAAUCCUCGCUGGGCAAACUCACUCUGCCAUUGGUCCGGCUGCUCAAUGUUUCUGACAUGACCAUGGACCAGCGCUUUCUGCUUGAGCGCUCCGGAGCCAACAGCCAGAUCAAGAUGAAAGCUGUUCUCAGGAUUCUUACGUUGGAGAAACGGGAACCAAAGGUUGUCACUCCACCAGAUCAGGCUCAGGAAAAAGUAUUGUCUACCCAAAUACACCCUGAGCCUCAAACUCCAGUUCCAGCUCAACCUGUACAGGGCAUCCCGAAAGUGCCUGUUUCAUCUGUCCCACUCUCCAGAACACAGACUGCUCCUGUCCCUAUGCCAUCUUCAGUCAGCUCCUAUAAUGAACUCCAAGCGGAGUAUACUCCCUACCGACGAAGCACUUUCGUGAGCACAGAGCCGCUGCGUUCAACCCCCUCCACCCCCAGUCAAAUGCGUCGCUACGAUUCCCACAGCCUGUUGUCGGAGAACUCUAUAGCUUCUUCUCGCUUCGAUCUAACAGACAAUGCUACUUAUCCAGAGGCCAUCUUGAAUCAUCAGGGCAGCUUUGGACAGAUCCAACUCACAUUGCGUUAUGCCACCUUAAGGAAACGGCUCAUUGUGAUUGUCAGCAGCUGCAAGGAUCUGUUCUCCUGCAGCGAGAGGGGCUCUGAUACUUACGUCCGCAUGUAUCUGCUGCCUGAUCAGACGUGGAAGCACCGCAAGCGCACUUCAGUUAAAAAGAAGACCGUGAACCCUGUCUUCAAUGAGACAUUUGAGUUUGCUGUUUCAAUGGAGGAAGCAAGAACAAGAAAGUUGGAUGUUGCCGUCAAAAACAAUAAAAUGCUUCACAAAAGAGAGCGCAAGGAGAUUGGAAUGGUUUUGAUCGAUAUGUCUGAAAUGGAUCUCAUCAAGGGUUUCACAGAAAUGUAUGAACUCACUCUCCCUGGGCUAAAGAAGACAAAUUAGGAGAACACAAAAUAACUGAGCAAAUGUAUUAUUUUUGCU